Messenger RNA from Megalops cyprinoides (Indo-Pacific tarpon), 3048 nucleotides. RefSeq names its product KIAA0753 ortholog. Gene Ontology annotation, cellular component: centriolar satellite. The record is from RefSeq and is a predicted model, not a curated record. Gene Ontology annotation, biological process: protein localization to centrosome; centriole replication. Bases 135 to 2819 code for a protein of 894 amino acids. The transcript has 18 exons. Lineage: Eukaryota; Metazoa; Chordata; Actinopteri; Elopiformes; Megalopidae.
UGGAGAAUUAAAUUGCUAAUUUAAGACUAACUGUCUGAGGAUGAAGUUAUUUGUUAGCAGGCUUGCUAACGUCCAUUUUUACUUGAUUUUUAGCAUCAAAAUUUGAUCCCACAGAGGAUUUACCAGCUUCCACCAUGACCGGUAAAUUUCAAACGCGCACUCGUCUGACCGGUAGUGAACUGGGCAAUUUAAAUGGCUCUUGGGUGACCUCUGGCUCUGCUCAGACUCAGAACGGUGGAUAUCUACAAACUCAGCUGCUCUUCAACAGGGCCGUGCCAGCCAGUGCCUCCAACCGCGCAACCCACGUGGGCCCGCCGGCACCCAUCGUGAUUGAGAAGCUCGUCGCGCCGGGCAUGGCGGUGCAGAGCGGCAAUGACAGCGUCACCAGCUCCGUCUGCUUCUCCGUUCUGUCCGAGCAGCGUCUGCAGGAUGCGGUCAGGCUGGCCAAGAGGGACAUGCGGCGCAGGCACCGGGAGUCAGCCUGCAGCCCAUCCCCACAGCAACAUCCAGACGAAAUAACACAGGAGAGGAAAAGCCUCAACCCACAGAAGCCGAAAAGAGAUGCCUCUAAACUGCAGCAGAGGGCAGCAGGUUCGAAGGAGCUGAUGCGGUCAGGGGCCACGGUGCUGGUGUACAAACCCCAGGAGCUGCCCUUGCCCCCCAGGACGGAGCAUGUCCUGUCACCCCCGACCCGAGACUCCGCCCCGGAACCCCAGCUCAGCCAGGAGAUUUGCAGGCUGCAGAAGGAGCUGGGCACCUACAUCCAGAGGAUUGAAGAGCUGGCCAAUAGAGGCCGGAUCACAGAGGAGCUGGACCCGGAGGAAGAGCGCAGGGUGGAGGUCCGCAGGCAGGAGCAGGCGGCACGCUCGGCCCGCAUCCUGUACGUGCUGCAGCAACAGGUGAAAGAAAUUCAAGAGGAUUUGGACAAGUUGCGUUCUCAGAAGAUCAGGCACACAAAGAAAUCCAGAGCAAUGGACAGGCUAGCAGCGGCUCACAGAGGUGCGGUUCGAGCAAUACAGGUGUUUGUGAGUCAGCUACCUGACCAGUCAGAGAGGAAGAUGCCAUCACAUUACAGGGAGCUGGGGCAGCUGAUUCGCCAGCUGUCUCUCUGUUCGGCCAAGGUGGAGGAGGUACAAGGAUCCUCUGUCCCUGAAACAGCCAAUGACAUCCUGCAGAAGCUGGAGGCCCUGGACUCUGCUCUCAGCAAACAAGAGAGCGUGCGGGUGGAGCGGCAAGCCCAGAGCAGCUCCCCAGCGAGGCGGAGGUCACCCGGGGGCAGGCAGUCCAGCGCCUCCCCGCCCCGAGAGCGCAGGGCCGUGACCGCCAGGGGCCCCCGCGGGGCCCGCAGACCGCCGGCCGCCAGGAGGAACUUGCAAGACAGGAGGGUGAUGGUACCUCGUCCCAGAACCGCUGAUGCUCACGCACUGGACCGCAAUGAGGUGCUCAGGGAAGGGCUUAAAAAGCUCAUUCGGAUGAGGAAGCUUGGGGAAGGAGAACCCACCAAUCACAGAAGAGUACCGCUCCCUGAGAAGAGCAAGGCUGCCCCCCAGCUGGACUCCAGGUUCUGGCAGCCCACCGUCUCGUCCCAGCUGAAGAAGAUCCAGCUGCCGCAGAGAGAUGCUUCCGUCCCGUGGAUACCCACGUCCCCUCACGCCUCGCCACUCCAAGUCGGCCCUCCGAAGAGGCCGGAACCCCGGUGCCUGUUCUCAGCCCAGAGGCAGCCAGCGGGCCCUGUGGAGCAGCAGGCCCCAGCAAGAGAGGCUGCAGAGCAGGGGCUAGGCCCUGAGAAGAGGACCGAAGCCCACAGAGAGGCGAUCAGGCAAGCAUGGCUGGACAGGGAGGAGACGCGCAGGCUGAAGGAGCUGAACCAGCUGAGCCAAGAGGAGGCAGAGCGAAUCAGCAGGCUCAGGUUGGAAGGGACCUCCCCAACAGAAUGGGCCGAGAGAGCAGAAAGAGCUGCCAGAGAGAGACUCCAGCCUCUCCUGGAUCAAGCGCAGCGGAUCCGGGAGUCCUGGGACAGAAAGGGCACAUCUCUGAGGCACCGGCUGUCCGAGCAGGCUGCUGAUAAAGCAGCGGCCAGCGCAGACCUGCUGAGCGAGGCCAUCCUGGAGGACCUGCUGGAGGACACGGUGCAGGCCCUGUGGGAGGCGGAGAGGAGCAGGGAGGGGGACCGGCUCGCCCAGCAGCGGCUGGAGGCGCCCACCCUGGAGGGCAUGCUGCUGAGAAUGGAGGAGAUGGAGAGAGACGAGGAAGCAGUGCGACGGCGCUUUGCGGACAUCUCCUACUCGGACCCUCGGUUCUGGCCCAAAGAAGACGGGAAAGCAGCCCCCAGGACAUCUCUGGACUGUAGGCCCGCCUCUCCUCAGCCCAUCCGCCUGACCAGACCAGCAUUGAGGAAGGACCCCACAGCGGACAUUGUGCUGGAAAGCCCGGUGGAGUCCGGAGCUGCGUCUGAGACGUCCCUCGUGGAUGAUAUCGCCUCCGGGGCACGCCUCCCUGAACCAGCCCAACCAAUCACGGUGGAGAGAGGCAAAGGCGUCCUGCUUUCCCUGCCAGUCAGCAUGCAGAGGAGUGUUCAGAAGUACAGGGAGGAGUAUGAGUCAUACCUGCGCCUGGUGUCACACGAGGCCGUGGGCAGCUUCAAUCCCUGGGCCAUCGCUGACAGUCUGGCAGACGAGCUGAUGAACGAGGCCCUGGCGGAUGUGGCGGCAGAGUUCCAGGACAUGUGUGAGGAGUACGCUGAGGCCGUCUUCACCUCUGAGUUCCUGCAGCCUGACCAGUCACCUGCAGAGUCCCAUACGCAGCAGGACAGCCAAUAGAAAUGCUUCCUUUCCAGCUGCAGUUUACUCAUCGGACCUCUUGGACUGUCAACGAGAUUGCAGCGUGCUUUUUUAUUUUUUUCCCAAGUUAUUUAUAAAAAAAGCAUUAUUGUUGUCAAAAAGCAUUAAUGAUUAUCAGGUAAUGUUUUUCAGGAAAAACACAACAGGCAGUCAGACGCAUAUCACCAAUGCAUAUGGAGUUCAGCUAUUUUGGGCAAAUAAAGGUAUA